GCAGGUAAGCCGCGGCAUUCCUAGCGACUGAAACACGGACAGGUCCGCUCUCCCCUCAACAGUGUUUUAUCUUUUCCUUUUUACGUGUUGAUGCAACGGGGGAAAAACAAGACAGCGGUGCGGAAUUCAGACACAGAGAGAGAGAGAGAGAGAGGGAGAGAGGGGAGACGAGAGGCAUAGCGUAAGUCCGGUAAACAAGUUCACUCACAGCUGACCGAAGGAAGUCAGUCUGUCAGUUUUUCUCUUUUCUGAUCUUGGUUUUACCGGCUUUUUUUUUUUUUUCGUGUUUUGAUUUGAUGUUUUCUAAAGUUCUGCUUUUGCCGCGGUCCAGUUGUGUUCUUGCCUCUGGUUAUCUCAAGACUAGCACAAGCGGCGACAAACAGGUUCCUUCGUAAACAUUGGCAAGCUUCAUCAGCAGAUAAGAUCCUUGUAGCGGCGAGAGAAACAGAGACUCGACAACAAAACACCCGAGCUUCUUAUUGGCUGUCGGAGGAGUCACGUGAGCAAGAUAGUGAGCACUAUUUUUACUUUCAGGGAAAAAAAAAGAUUUCUCUUAUUUAUUUCAUGCUUCGUCAUCUUCGGAGGACUUACACCUUCAUACGCAGUUGAUAUAAAGAGACAAGCCAGCCGAAGAUCAGUUUCGAAAGCGAGUUCGCUCCACGAGGUGAUGGCUGGAAAUAUGGACAACUUCAAAGAGGACAGAAGAAGUGUGUGAUCUUUUUAUAACUUGCAGUGACAAUUCUCAGGACUUUGAAGAAACAGUGCUCCUACUUGUCGAGAACUGAUCGGCCUGCAUUGACUACAACUUGUAUUUCAAUACAUCCUUACUUUCUCACACCAUUAACUGGUGAGACUUUUUGAGAAGGACACUUUAUACGUGACAAGUCGCAACAACUUCUCAACUUCUGAAAUUGUAUGACUGUGUCAGCGGCUGCUACCAUGGCAACAGCAAUAACACUGUUCCUUCUCGUGGCAGUAUCCCUGCUUUCGCCGGAGGUUGACGGAGCAAAGUUCCUCUUCGGAGGUGAGGCAAGGCGAGUGUGUGAGGCUUACAAACUGAUCUGCCCCACAAAGAAAGUGUGUGCUCUACAGUCUAUUGAGUGGCCGCGAGCCAUGAAGUUCCCGGUGUGCGUUCACGAGAAGCAUCUUAUCGUGAAAUCCAGCAUCUGCAGACGAGCGCCACAGCCAGGGAAAUGCGGCGCCCGCUUCGUGCGUUGGUAUUUCAAUGUGCACAUGGGCGCCUGUAGCUGGUUCACUUACAGCGGCUGUGGCGGGAACUCCAACAACUUCCGCACGGCCGAGGAGUGCGAGACGCGGUGUAUGACGUCAGAGGAUGACACCACCACCUCUGGGCUCCCCAGCCGCCUCAAUGGGAUCAAUACGAUUCUAGUCGAGGACGAGGCCUCUCAACCAGCAGAAGAAGAUGACGUAGAGGAAGAAUACAGGCGUCAACCCAAGCUCAUUCCCGCCCCCGCCCGGGCCGCUGAGAUCAUUGACCUGGAUGACGACAUAACCGCUUCCUUGCAAACAGAUCGGAGAGAGGAAGACCUGGGCAUCAAACGAGCUCUUCGCAAAGAGAGACGGAGGCAACGUCGAUUGAAGAAAGAAAGAAAGAGGAGGCGGAGGAGGAAUAAGAAGAAGAGGAAGAAUCGAAUUAGCCCUAGCGCCGCCUACUCUAAAUCAAGGGAAGUAACCACAGAUACAGCAGAAUCCAGGGAUCCAGACCGGAGCUUAACUCCCCUUGAGCUCGGUCCGAACUUCGAGAGCGGGAAGAAGAACCUGGCGGAGGCGAGCGGGAGAGGAACAACUCACGCGGAGUUUGCACCCGAGCAGAGAGACCUCUUCCAGCGAGAGUGGCUGAUGGACAGAAGAUUCCGUCGCCAGAGGAGGAGAAGGAGGAGGAGGAGAAGGAGGAGACAACCACACCCGACCUCCGCUUUCUCCAGCACAACGAAGGGUGACCUCAGCCCGCCCAAAGUGGGCGCACACCAAGACACGUAUUAUGACAAGGUGCACCUCUUUGACAUCCUGGAGAAGCCGCCGCAAGAUCAGCCACAAGAUACCUAAUCUCAACACUGAGAAGACGCAAGUAAACUAGAAAUUAUAAUAUAGCCAUUGACGCACAUACAUUUCAAACUACUGGUACAGACGAGACGAUUACAACAAACAUGAACUGCAAGAAGUAUCGCAGUUCAAUUACCCCCCUUUUUUCAUAAAGGCCACACCAUGUUGUGAGAGCCAGGGCUAUAUAUAUAUAUAUAUAUAACUCAUCCCGAAAAAUGGCUCGGGACGGAUAUGUGAAAAGGAAUACACGUACCUGAAACACGAGAAUGUUUUUAAACACCCCCACCCCCACCCCAUUCUCUAAACCAGAAUCUUCCCAGCCUCUUGGGACCAAUCGUUGCGCCUGGAAAAGGCUGCUCUAAAAAUAAUUGUGUGACUUGCAGGUCAAAUCCUACCCGAAUGCAGUACUAUUUUGGUUUCGCUGACGCUGUUUACCAUAGAACAAUUAUAGGUUUGAUAGCCCUUAAAGAUUGAAAAGGAAAAUAUAUUCGUAGAUAGCAAUAUCUUACAAUUACAAAGUUGCAUCUGACAUUUUGGCCGGUUUGAGUUUUUAAGACCAUGAGCUCAAAAACCAAAUUUCCUAUCUGCUGUAGCAAUCUCGUAAGAUCUUUCGGAGUCGUCAUCAAGAUAUUCAAUGAAUUGCAUUUUUUUU
Aplysia californica (California sea hare) is the source of this 2716-nucleotide messenger RNA. RefSeq names its product RNA-binding protein 25. Bases 916 to 2067 code for a protein of 383 amino acids. NCBI's taxonomy places the organism in Eukaryota, Metazoa, Mollusca, Gastropoda, Aplysiida, Aplysiidae. The record is from RefSeq and is a predicted model, not a curated record. The transcript has 7 exons. Gene Ontology annotation, biological process: G protein-coupled receptor signaling pathway. Gene Ontology annotation, molecular function: vasopressin receptor activity; serine-type endopeptidase inhibitor activity. Gene Ontology annotation, cellular component: membrane.